AUGAAGCUUUCCAACCAUUCGGCGGUGCCAGUAUACACGAUAUCUGGCUCGUCUACUGCCAGACCUCUCCCCGAAUGGCUAGCCAGAAGACGGAAACGAAGCCUUAAGGCCGACGCAGAGUAUUCGAACCGGGUGGAACUGCUGCAAGAUUUCGAAUUUGAAGAAGCAAGCCAGUGUAUUCGGGUUAGCGAGGAUGGUCAAUGGGUAAUGAGCACAGGUACAUACAAGCCUCAAAUGCAUGUACAUUAUCUACCACAUUUAUCUCUGUCAUAUGCCCGCCAUACAAUAUCCUUAAAUACGACAUUCUUGCUUCUCUCAUCGGAUUAUUCAAAAUCGCUUCAUUUACAAGCAGAUCGAUCUCUUGAAUUUCAUACACCCUCCGGAUGCCAUUACACUACCCGCUUGCCUCGGUACGGCAGAGAUCUAGUGUACGAUAGACAAUCAGCAGAAGCACUCACGCCAGCUGUUGGAGUUAACGAGAAUGGCAUGGGAGAAGUGUUUAGAUUGAAUUUGGAACAAGGCAGGUAUAUGCGCAGCUACGAGGUUGAAGUCGGUGGGGAUGAUUUCACCUCUCUCGGUGGAGGGGCGCUUCAAGGCGGAAUACGCACCGGAAGUGUUAAUACUGGAGCAGUGGCAGAGGAAAGCCAUAAUCUACUUGCUUUCGGAACAUCUAUUGGGACCGUAGAGCUCUGGGAUCCCCGCGCAAAAGCUAGAGCAGCUAUCCUCCCGUCCUACACCAACGAGAAAUCAGAAAUCACCGCAUUGGAGUUCAACAGGUCAGGGCUCACCCUUGCCACAGGAUCAUCUACAGGUCUCAUUCACUUGUAUGAUCUUCGAUCCCCAAUUCCCGUUCUCGAAAAGGACCAAGGCUACGGCUACCCAAUCCAUACCUUAACCUUCCUUACCUCAUCUAUCUCCACCCGUGAGCAGACGAGCGACCCGAAAAUCAUGUCAGCCGAUAAGCGCAUUAUCAAGAUAUGGGAUCAGAGGGACGGUACUCCGUGGACAUCCGUGGAACCGGCUGUUGAUAUUAAUAGCGUGGCUUGGUGCAAGGAUAGUGGUAUGCUACUGACGGCCAACGAAGGACGGCAACAGCACUCUUUUUUCAUCCCCCAAUUGGGGCCUGCGCCAAAAUGGUGCGCGUUCCUGGACAAUCUCGUGGAAGAAAUGGCAGAUGACCCUAACGACCCUCAUGCGUUUGCUACUGGCCAGUCAGGCUCUGUUUAUGAUAAUUACAAGUUCCUUACUGUUCCUCAGCUGCGCAGUUUGAAUCUGGAUCAUCUCAUUGGAACUACGACUUUACUACGUCCAUACAUGCACGGUUACUUCGUUGCCCAACGUUUGUAUGAAGAGGCAAGGUUGAUUGCCAACCCGUUCAUCUGGGAAGAAGAAAGAGAUAGAAAAAUCAAAGAAAAGAUUGAUAAAGAGAGAGAGAGCCGAGUCCGCGGGAAGAAGAAGGUCACAGCGAAGGUUAAUCGGAAGCUUGCAGAAAAACUGCUUGAGAAAGAAGAGAAGAAAGAACGGCUCCAGGCUCGGAGGGUAUUGGCGCAAGGAGGAGACGAGGCUGUUGAGAAGGAAGCGAAUGAUGCCGGCCCCAUCGAGCCAAGCACUGGUGGCCUGCUUGGUGAUUCGCGUUUCAGCAAACUGUUUGUUGAUCAAGAUUUCGCGAUCGACGAGAACUCGAGAGAAUAUCUUCUUACUCACUCUGCAAAUGCACCUGCAGCUGCUUCCAGGCCUGAGAGAGGAUUGACAGCUGUUGAAGAGGAAGCUAUUGAUGAAGUACCCGGCUCUAGUUCUGACGAGAUGGCUUCGGAAGAUGAGGCGCCACGAGCCGCACGACAGCCAUCUUCCAAACAAAUAUCUACUGCUUCUUACAGGCGAAGCAAACCAAAGCAGCCUCAGAUGCAAGUGACUUCAUCUUCCAAGGCUUCACGCACUCACGACCGUUCGUUCGAGUCCAGAGUUCGUAAACACCAAACCAAAGAGCGCCCUUCGGUAGCUCGAUCAGGUGGCGAGAAAACGGUCACUUUUGCACCCCAGUCGAAACCCAAGCCUAGAUCUGCGGCUGACAAUAUCGACCGGGCAAGCUACCGGAAGAAAGACCGCAGAAGUGCCUCCGGAAAUACCUUCAGAAACAUGUAG
Messenger RNA from Nannizzia gypsea CBS 118893, 2142 nucleotides. Its product is annotated as nucleolar protein 10. The transcript is spliced from 2 exons. The record is from RefSeq and is a predicted model, not a curated record. The coding region runs from base 1 to 2142 and encodes 713 amino acids. Gene Ontology annotation, molecular function: protein binding. Gene Ontology annotation, biological process: maturation of SSU-rRNA from tricistronic rRNA transcript (SSU-rRNA, 5.8S rRNA, LSU-rRNA). NCBI's taxonomy places the organism in Eukaryota, Fungi, Ascomycota, Eurotiomycetes, Onygenales, Arthrodermataceae. Gene Ontology annotation, cellular component: small-subunit processome; nucleolus; nucleus.